Messenger RNA from Rattus rattus (black rat), 3672 nucleotides. RefSeq names its product lamin B2 (gene Lmnb2). The transcript is spliced from 12 exons. The record is from RefSeq and is a predicted model, not a curated record. The coding region runs from base 198 to 2048 and encodes 616 amino acids. NCBI's taxonomy places the organism in Eukaryota, Metazoa, Chordata, Mammalia, Rodentia, Muridae.
AAAUCAGAACUCUUUCUCUCCCCGCAAUCGGGGUAACUGCGAAACCCUGUGUUUUGCUGGAAAGCUGGAAACUACAUCUCCUGUCAUGCCUCGCAAGCUGCCUGGUGGACUACCGCUCCCUGCGUGCUCCGCGCCAGAGAGACUACAAAUUCCGGCGCGCUGCGGGCGGCGGCGCCAUCUUCCGCGGAGCGGAUUGAAUGAGCGCGCCGGACCCGGGUAGCUCAGCGGAUCCUCCCGCCGCAGCCACCGCCAUGGCGUCUCUGCCGCCCCGUGCGGGGUCCGCCACGCCGCUGUCGCCCACGCGCCUGUCUCGGCUGCAGGAGAAGGAGGAGCUGCGCGAGCUUAACGACCGCCUGGCACACUACAUCGACCGCGUCCGCGCGCUGGAGCUGGAAAAUGAUAAGCUGCUGCUCAGAAUCUCCGAGAAGGAGGAGGUUACCACUCGUGAGGUGAGUGGUAUCAAGACCCUGUACGAGUCGGAGCUGGCCGACGCCCGGCGGGUACUGGAUGAGACAGCCCGUGAACGUGCCCGGCUGCAGAUUGAGAUAGGGAAAGUACAGGCAGAGCUGGAGGAGGCCAAGAAGAGCGCCAAGAAGAGGGAAGGCGAGCUCACGGUGGCCCGGGGACGAGUGAAGGACCUGGAGUCCUUGUUCCACCGCAGCGAGGCUGAGCUGGCCGCAGCCCUCGGUGACAAGCAUGUCCUGGAGACAGAGGUGGCAGAGCUUCGAGCGCAGCUGGCCAAGGCAGAGGAUGGUCACGCUGUGGCCAAGAAGCAGUUGGAGAAGGAGACGCUGAUGCGUGUGGACUUGGAGAACCACUGCCAGAGUCUGCAGGAGGAGCUUGCUUUCAGCAAGAGUGUGUUCGAGGAGGAGGUGCAGGAGACCCGGCGGAGGCAUGAACGGCACUUGGUGGAGGUGGACAGCAGCCGGCAACAGGAAUAUGACUUCAAGAUAGCUCAGGCCCUGGAGGAGCUGCGCAGCCAGCACGACGAGCAAGUGCGUCUGUACCGGCUAGAGCUGGAGCAGACCUACCAGGCUAAGCUGGACAACACCAAGUUGAUCUCGGACCAGAAUGACAAGGCAGCCCGUGCUGCGCGGGAGGAGCUCAAGGAGGCCCGCAUGCGCGUGGAGUCCCUCAGCUACCAGCUCUCAGGUCUCCAAAAGCAGGCCAGUGCUGCAGAGGACCACAUCCGAGAGCUGGAGGAGGCCUUGGCUGGGGAGCGUGACAAGUUCCGAAACAUGCUGGAUGCGAAGGAGCAGGAGAUGGCAGAGGUGCGCGACGCCAUGCAGCAGCAGCUAGCGGAGUACCAGGAGCUGCUGGACAUCAAGCUGGCCUUGGACAUGGAGAUAUGCUCCUACCGCAAGCUUCUGGAGGGCGAGGAGGAAAGGCUUAAGCUGUCCCCCAGCCCUUCAUCACGGGUCACCAUCUCUCUGGCCACUUCAAGCAGCAGCAGCAGCAGCAGCAGUGGGGUUGGCAUGUCUUUGGGGCGGGGCCGGAGCAAGCGCCAGCGGCUGGAGACGGAGGACACUCCAGGCUCACCCAGCAGUGCCUCCAGCGUGAGCAGCGGCUCCCGCCUGAUUCAGCAGGCUGGGGCCACGGGUGUUGUGAACAUCGACGAGGUGGACCUGGAGGGCAGGUUCGUGCGUCUUAAGAACUCUUCAGACAAGGAUCAGUCUUUGGGGAACUGGAGGAUCAAGAAACAGGUUCUGGAGGGUGAGGACAUCGCCUACAAGUUCACACCCAAGUAUGUCCUGCGAGCCGGCCAGACGGUCACGGUGUGGGCAGCUGGUGCAGGGGCUACACACAGCCCCCCAUCAACCCUUGUGUGGAAGAACCAGAGCAGCUGGGGGUCUGGGGAGAACUUCCGCACCGUCCUGGUCAAUGCAGAUGGCGAGGAGGUGGCCGUGCAGGCUGCAAAGCCGCCAUCUGUCCAGGGGCACGAGAGCAGGGAGGAGGAGGAAGAGGCAGAGGCAGAGUUUGGUGAAGAGGACCUUUUCCACCAGCAGGGGGACCCAAGGACUACCUCAAGGGGCUGCCGGAUGAUGUGAAACCUGCCCACAGUCACCAUGGUCCCCAGAGCCCCUGAAAUUAUUUUUUUAUGGUCUGCUCUCACGAGUCCUUGGUCCAUUUCUAGAUGACUGUUAAGCAACCAUGAGAAUGUGGGUGGGCUCUGCUGGGUUUCCAAGAUGGAAGUGUCCUCUGCCCACAGGCCUCAUCUGGGCCUGAGCUCAUGCCCAUGCUGUCAUGUCGUGAUGUCAUGUCAUGCUGUCAUUUCAUGCCGUCAUGUCGUGAUGUCAUGUCAUGUCAUGAUGAUAUAGAGGCCUGGGCUGGGAACCUGCAGGCUGCGGGACUUGGGCCUGGAUCUGGGGCAGGAGAAUGCCUGCUAGUUCAGGGUGGACCUUGUAUGACACUGGUGAUUCAGAGGUUUUCUUUGAAACUUUUCAAAUCAAGUCAGAAUCCAUGUUUGGAUUUAAGUGAAAUCAAAUUCAGAAAGAGGGCUGUGGGGCUCACUAGCCUGUCAGGUUGGUGGCUCAUAGGACACAGGACAGACCCUCCUCUCCUGGAGUUGUUGGUGCUGGCAGAGCACCUGAACCCAGGGACGGUCCAGCUUUGUGCUCUGAGUCUGAAGGGUUUAUAACAGUCCCUAGCUUGAGGGCAUUUAGAGGCUUCUCUGGGCCCAGAUUCUAAAAUGUUCUAGUCCCUUCUAAAGCUGAGGGCUCAGAAGGAGGGAGCUCACUCACACAUGGGGUGGUUCCUCCCAUCCUAAGACUGAAGGGGACAGGCAGAUAGUGGGCGUUGUGCAUUCAGGAUCAAAGGCUGCGGAAUCCCAGCCAGUGACUGCUCACAGGAGUGUGGCCAGGCUAGCUGUGCAACUGGCCUCACGUGUAUGUACCCUGCGCGGCCCCUCUCUGUCCCACCCUGAUAAUGAGGCCUGGAAACUUGCUUCCCUGCGACUAAGCGCCAGGAGCCAGCCAGUUUUACCUGUCACCUCCCCACCAAUGACACAUGGUAUUUUUUUAAAGAAUAUUUAUUUUUUUACAUCAGUAGCCCAGCUCACUGGGACGCUGCUCUGGGAGUGCAGGCCUGGAGCUGCCACAACUGGGGGUUACCUAUGACAGCUUCCUUUACCGAGCUGUCGGGAGUGCUGUCUUCCUCCUGGCACAGCUGAUGGUAGUAGGGAGAAUUCAGGCCUAGUCUUCCCCCAAGGCAAGAGCUCUUGGCCACAGGAAGCCACCACUGCCACCCACCUCCAGAAUCCACCAGCCACCUCCUGCUUCUAGAUACCUCCGUUUUCUUUAAGUGACCUGUGUUGGAUCCUGGAUAGUGGUAGCUGACUGCAGUCACUGCUGCCCUGCUGCCUUGCCCACAGUGCAGGUGCUCUCCAGUGUACCGCGAACUGGAGCUGGCUUCCUUGUGGUUGUAGAGCAGGUCUAGAGUAAUCUGCAGGUCCUCAGAGGUCUGUUUCUGGUCCGGCUAGGCGAGGUGGUUACCGAGUGGCACUUCUACUGGGAGCCGCCUGCACUGCGCACAUUGCUCAGCUUCUACAGAUCCUUUCUUUUAUAAGAUGCAUGCCAAACGUGUUCCACUUUUUCUUUUCUGCCUAUGAUUUGUAAUAUACAUUUUACUACUGGAAACUUUUGUACACUCAAAUAAACACUGAUUUUAACUGCA